AAAAAUCACUCAAUCGAUUAAAUAAAAAAAAAUUUUAUUUGUAAUACCUUUACUCAGAUUACUUACUGGAUUUGAGGGUUUUUCUAUUAUAAAUUAAGUUAAUUAAAAUUUAUUCUACAUUACAUUUUAGGCUGUAUGUGUAAUAAUAUGGGUAAAGUAGAAAGUGUUACUAAAACUCAGUCAGGUUCAUUAUGGGAUUUCAUUCGUGUAGAAUUCUCUCGUGGUUAUUCAUUGGAACAUGAUGAAAAGGAAUAUUCUGAUAGAAGGGAGAAAGUUUAUACAUUUAUGAAAAUACCAUUGGAAGUAGAACGGUUUAUGUUUUAUGGAUUUUGUCAAUGUGCUGAUUCUUUUCUGUUUGUUUAUACAUUCCUACCACUUCGAGCUUUGGUGGCAUUAAAAUCAUUUAUAUGUCGUUCAAUACUAAAAUUCAGAGAUAAACACAAAAAAAAGCGAUUAACAUCAGCAGAAGUAUGUGAUCUUUUAAAGAUGGCUAUAAUUAUAACAUGCACUUUGAUUUUAAUGCCUUGGGAUACAUCUAUGAUGUAUCAUGUUAUUAAAAGUCAAUCAGUAAUUAAACUCUACAUCUUCUAUAAUAUGUUGGAGGUUGGAGACAGAUUAUUUUCAUCUUUUGGUCAAGAUAUCUUAGAUGCAUUAUUUUGGACAGCAACAGAACCAAAGCAUAGCCGUCGUGAACAUUUUGGUGUUCUACCACAUUAUGUUAUUGCUGUGAUUUAUGUCAUUUUGCAUAGUAUACUUGUAUUGUGCCAAGCUACAACUCUUAAUGUUGCAAUAAAUUCUAGUCACAAAGCAUUACUUGCUAUUAUGAUGUCCAACAAUUUUGUAGAACUUAAAGGCAGUGUAUUUAAAAAGUUUGAUAAGACAAAUUUAUUUCAAUUAUCAUGUAGUGAUGUUCGUGAACGUUUUCAUUUAUUUUUGUUACUACUAGUUGUUGUUGUACAAACAAUGAAAGAGUACCAAUGGACUAGUGAAUACUUUUGGGAGUUGAUGCUUGAUUGUACAUAUGUUUUAGUAGCAGAAAUGUUGAUUGAUUGGACAAAACAUGCAUUUAUAACAAGAUUCAAUGAAAUUAAUUUGUCGGUAUAUGGAGACUAUGUACUUAGUUUUGCAUAUGAUACUGCCCAAUCUCGCCACCAUAAAGCUUUUACAGACCAUUCAGAUUUAGUGGCAAGAAGGAUGGGUUUUAUACCAAUUCCACUAGGUGUUGUUAUGAUAAAGGUUUUAACACGUUGUAUUUCUAUUGAUGGUCGUCUUGCAUCUAUAUUGUUAUUAUUAUUUACGUUUAUAUGUUUGAUCACAUUAAAAAUUGUCAAUUUAAUAUACAUAUUAGGUAGAGCUUGUAAACUAAUAGACUUUCAUAAAACGUUUUUAAUAAAAAAUGUUCAUAUAAAAAAUGGUGUGAGCUGUCAAGAUAUGGCAACUAGUCCAAUGAAACCUCAGUUAUUUAAAAGAAAGUUUUGGAAUGAAAAUAAAGAAAAUAGACCUUCACCACUUAUUGAUGUGCCUCCAUUGGGUCCUAUACCAAUGUUUGCUAAUAGCAAUGUUGAUAUUAAAGAAGCUUGUUUAAAUACUGAAGUGCUUGAAGACAUUAUGGAAACCGAUUUAAUAUACAGUGAUCCAGAUCUCAAUAAAUCUUUGCUACGUGACAUAGAUACAAUGAGUACAAAAUCGGCAUAAUAAAUAUUAGU
Daktulosphaira vitifoliae (grape phylloxera) is the source of this 1706-nucleotide messenger RNA. RefSeq names its product protein TAPT1 homolog. The record is from RefSeq and is a predicted model, not a curated record. The transcript is spliced from 11 exons. The coding region runs from base 136 to 1695 and encodes 519 amino acids. NCBI's taxonomy places the organism in Eukaryota, Metazoa, Arthropoda, Insecta, Hemiptera, Phylloxeridae. Gene Ontology annotation, biological process: maintenance of protein localization in endoplasmic reticulum; positive regulation of cilium assembly. Gene Ontology annotation, cellular component: ciliary basal body; endoplasmic reticulum membrane.